AUGAUGGAAGUUAUUCUAUGGAAGCAGAAGAAGAUCCACAAAUGCGACGGAAUUUUGCUGAAUGGCUCGAUAAUUUGGAAAAAUUCGAAAAAAAUUAUUUCUCUUGACUAUUCGCGUCAAAAGUCAUCGAAAAAUGAGGAAAUUCUGCACAUUCCAAGUCCGUUAAUUAAUUCUGAGUUGAGACCUCAACCAGCAAGUGAGACUUCAAGUCAAAUUUUUCCAUAUCUUCAAUCGCCAUCGCUUAUAAAUUUAAAAGCUCCUGACGUCAAAAUUUGUUUAAAAAAUCAAAAUGAUGUUUCAUUGGACAAUUUGAAGGAAAACCCGCGUGAAAAACAAAAAGAAUUAAAUGCAUUGGAUGACAAAUUUUACAUUUACGAUAAAAAUGGAUGUUAUUACGCAAUUCCAGCGAGUUAUAAACGAAAAUCAACCAGAAGAUCUACAAUGAAAAAAAUUUCAGUGACUCCUACGCCUAAAAAUUCGUUCGUUGCUCCAAACGUUCCUGAGAAAAAUUUAACAGACUGCAAGCUUGAGUUAGGAUUUCCCGUUGGUAUUGUUGUUGGUACUUUUUGCACUUCAGACGAGCAAUUUCCUGAAAAUUUUCGCAGCAAACAAGGUCUCGCAUGUUGCAUAAUGGCAUUCGCAUAUACGUACAUCAAACCAGAAAUGUCAUGGAAAGCUGAAACGCUUGACGCCAUUCUCGUCGACGGCAAUCAGCUUUACGGAAAUAGCUUAGACCGCAGCGGAAAAUCAGAUGAACUCUCAAUGCAAAAGUUUUACGUGAAAAGUACACGAUUCGAAAUUGCUUUUGAACCAACAUUCAAUGGAAAAUUACUCAAAACGCCCGACAUUUAUACGGGUCUCAAAAAAUCCCUUCGCAAAGAAAAAAAAUGCAUAUUUCAAUGUCGUGACGUCACACUUCUCAUAUGGAAAAAAUCCUUUGGAUAUUUCGUAUUUGAUCCAAAUGGUCGAGAUCCAGUUACGUGCGAAUCGGGCAAUCAAUCUGCUUUGAUUUUACUUCAAAAAUUACAGAAUGUCGCGCAUUUCAUCGUAAAUUUAUCAAAAUUAAAUGGAAAUUUUUCCUACACUUUGAUACCAUUAAAGAUGAAAAAUCUAAAAAAUCCCGCGAAAAAAGUUGAAGAAAUUUCGUGUGAGUCAACGUAUCAUGUUAUAAAUCCUUAUAGAGCUAUUUUGCGAUGUGAACUUCAUUUGAGACAUCCGAGCUUUGGAAAAAAUAGAAAUCAACAAUCGAUGAUGAUGUCAAUAACUUCUAUGGUAUAUUCAAAAAUUAUACCUUCUAACUCAUGGACAUCGUUAAAUCUGCAAAAAAUCAUGAAAAUUGGCGAUGAAUUGCAUCAAAAAGUGGCUGGAAAGGAAAAUAUUGAUUUAAAACAUUUACCAAAAAUUUUAGAAGUUGAAAAUUUCUCCGCAAAUUUACAUUUGAAGCCAUUUUUCGAGACUUUUGACGAAGAAUUCGCAACUUUACCAACAGAAAAUCGCCAAUUUUUGCUCCAAGUCAGUCAAAUGUUCUUCGCCGUGUGGAGUAACAAUCAAAUUUAUUACCUUUUUGAUCCGUAUCCCAGAGAUGAAGAAGGAGGCGUUUGCAACGACAAAUUUGGGCAGUCUUGCGUCAUCAUGUUUAGUCGUCCUGAGGACCUAUGGAAACAUUUUCACAGCAAUAUUCGUCAAAUUCGACCUUUGGAUAAAAUUUACUUACAUGAGAUCGAGAUUCAAGAUUUGAAAAAAUUGGAAUCCUCGUCAGAAAAUCAAAAUGAACCUAAAAAAGUCAAUUUUGAACCACAAAUCAACCCGAGCAAUGAGACUUUGGUACUGGAUUCGCCUUUUUCAUCCCUCACAAAAGUCACGAGUGAUCCAAAAAUAGUAGAAAAUUAUUCAACAACGCCAUCUAUUGACUAUUUAUGUGUCACAGAGGCUCAAAAUCUAAUUGACGACGUGGUUCUUCCUCAAAGUCAUGUUGAAAUUGCAUCUUUAGAUGUUGCUCAUGAAAGUUCCAUCGAAAUUUUCGAAGAUUCUGAUACUAAAUCCUCUUCUAAUGCGGUUGUUGCUAAAAGAAUUCUCCUAAAAUCCGAUUUAGAAAAGUUAAAAGCACAAAAAUAUCAAAUUCGACACGAAAAUAUUGCCUUACCUCAUGACCAGUGUCAAUGCCAGCGAACGUUAACGAUGAGCGAGGAACAGUUGCUGCCUUCAAACUUCAAAAAAAUGCCUGAUGGGAGUGAAAUUAUCUUCGGCUCGAAAAAUAUCCAUCAAUUCGUCAAAAGUUUAAAGGAAAUUUCUCGAUUUUCAUCGCUCGUAGCAAUCUCAACACUCGUCGUUUCCUUCAAAUAUUCAAUUGCCUCAUGGAACUCGUCAAUUGUGGACUUUGUACUUGAAAUAGCUGCCGAAUUACAAGUUUUAAACGACAUUCCAGUGAUUCAAAUUGGCAACAAAGAAUUCCACAUUCAAAUUGACCCCGUUGAAAAAGUUUCAUACAAAAAUUUGAAACAAACUCUCCUUGCCACGAACAUCAAAAAAAUAAUUCUUCAAUCAACGAAACUCCAAAUCGCCAUAAUUCGUCGCAAUAAUUUCUUCUACUUCUUCGAUGGAUUUCCAUGCAAUCAAGUAGGCAUGCGAAAUGUGAAUGGCGUUGCUUGUUUCAUGCGCUUCAAGUCUCUUCAUGCGUUAUUGCGAAGAAUUGACGCGAAUUUCGGACAAAUUGAAUUAACAGAUGAAAUUAUUUUGUGUAAAAUUGCACUUUUAGGAGAUGAAGAGUAUCCAAAUCCAUCAAAUUCGACAAAAGAAGAAAUUAUGAAAAAGGCAAUGCAUGAAAAAACGUAUCGAGAAUUACUGAGACAACAAAAAUUGGAAGCUGUAAAGGCAGAAAUUGAUCAAGAAAGAAAUCGAAUAAAAGAAUUUCGAAAAUUAAAAGGACUUGAAUAUGUAGAUUCUGAUGAAUCGAUGGAAGAAAUAUCAGAAAAACCCAAACAAAUUAUUCCAAAGAGAUUUUCAAGCGAAAAAAGAUCAACUUUAAAAAUUGUUGAACAAGAAAACGGAGAAAAUUCUUCUAGAAGUGAAAAAAUAACGCAAAAUUCGACAAAAUCUAGUCGAAAUUCGAAAAUAAAUGAUCAGGAAACCACAAAGUCAGGAGAAAACAAGAUAAAUUCCAAUGAAAGCAUUGACAAAACAUCAAAAAUAAUUUCUGGAAUACCCACAAAAUCAACUAUCAACUCCAAAGAAUCCCUCAAAAACGAAAAUCCUUCAACAAUUAAAUCUAUUUCGAAAACUGAAAAGUCAAUCGACGAUUUUCCAAAAAUUUUUGGCUCAAUGGCUUUGCGUGAAAGAUGUAGUUCAACAGGAAAUCGUGUCAGAAAAUGCUAUUUUACGUCAAUUUAUGCUCUUAUGUUUGUCAUGCACCAUCCGCUGCAGCAAUGGACAAGUUGUGAUGUCGAUUUUUGUGUGAAAAAGGGCAAGGAAUUGUUCAAAACUUUAAAAAAUCGAGAGAUUUGCUCAAAACGAGAGAUAAAGGAUAUUCUGAUCAAAAACAUCGUUUAUAACAUUUUUGUCUUAAAAGUCAACACAAAGCUGUCUCUUAAAGAAUUUUUAUUGUCUUGCAACUUACGUUACUUCAUUUUACAAUUCAAAAAUUGCUGUUUUGGAAUUUAUUGUGACAAUAGUUCAUAUCACAUUUUUGACUCAUAUAUUGAAUGUUGCAACGAAGAAACAUUAACGACUGAAAAAUCUGCCGCUUGGGUCUGUUGCGCUGACGUUAAUGAAGCCAUGAAAUAUUUUACCAAACGAGUGAUUAACAAAGAUUUCGUUCCAUAUAAAAUACAAAUUUUCCAUCAUAAAAAGAUUCCCAUGAAGAAACGGGAGUUUUGUUUGUCUCAAGCAGAGUCACAAUUACCAAGUGAUAAAGAAUUUUUGGACCAAAUUGGGAUUUUACCAUCAUGGAGUCGUUUGAAUGCAAUUUUCCGUCGCAAAUGGAAAGAAUUCGACAUUGAAACGAGUGAACUUUGUUCCCUUUGGGGCAACAUUAGUCCCUGUAUUCCGUAUUUCAACAAUUCAUGCAAGCAAUAUUUGGCUUUGAACGCAAUGGCGAUCGGCAUGUCGUUUUUGUAUCCGGUAGACGAGUGGAAUAGUGAAAUUUUGGAUUCGAUUGUCACUCAUGGAGAUCGUUAUUUCACGGAAUCCAUGGAAAAUAUGGCAUCCAAAUGCGAUUUUGAGUUUGUCCAUUUGAAUGACAGCUACGAAUUGAGUAACGAAAUUUCUUUGAAGUUUACUUACACGCCGAUUGUUUGCGGAACAAUUUUCGAAACGAAUUUACGGGACUUUGAUUUAAGUCGUGCACUUGUUUUCUUCUUUCGCCACAAUAAACACGGAAUUUUGUGCGUGAAUGGUAGAGCAUUGGCAAUUGGACGAGAAAAAAUGUACUUUAUGUAUGAUUGUCAGAGCACGGGGAAACCUCUUUUUGCGGAAAAUCAAGGCACGACGUACAUUUUACGCUGUUGUACGAUGAGACAGUUGCUGGAAUGUCUUUUGGUGACAUUAAAUAUUCGCAAAUAUUCCGUAAAAUUUGUCAUUUACGGAGUUGAAGUCAAAGCAGGAGAUGAUAAUGAAGCCAAAUUUACUGAAGAAAUACAAGAAAGUUCUGAGGAAGAAAUUUUCGAAGACGAUGAAAUUGAGGAUAAAAUUUCAGAAAAAAAUUCAUCAAAGGAAAAAAAAACGAAAAAGGCACACAGUGAAUCCAAAGUGAAAAUAAAUUCUAAAGAACAAUCAGCCCGCGAGUCUAAAGAGAGUCAAAAUGAUGAAAAUUCAGAUGUUGAAAAACCUUAUGUACCAACUUUGGAUCCCAGAAUCUGA
Messenger RNA from Culicoides brevitarsis, 4854 nucleotides. RefSeq lists its product as uncharacterized. NCBI's taxonomy places the organism in Eukaryota, Metazoa, Arthropoda, Insecta, Diptera, Ceratopogonidae. The record is from RefSeq and is a predicted model, not a curated record.